CUCACCUGCUUGAGGUAGUAGAUGACCAAGUUGAGUCGAGCCUCGGGAAUGACGUCCACCAGUGGCGGUAGCACCUGCAGGGCACUCUCUCCCCCACGAAACACCACUAGGUUGUGGCGCACCAGGUCUUGGGCAAAGUCUUGUGAUAAUGCGUUUCAAAACAUCAAUGCUGAAUAAACCCAAGCACACUGACAUUGUAUCAUGUGUGGGAUGGAUGUCACCUGAUGAAGUGUAUUCCUGUAGUGAUGACCAGCAACUCCUUCAGUGGAAUCUGGUGUCCAAUGAGACCACAAAGAUUGCACAGUUCACCUCUUCUCUGUACCCCAUUGACCUGCAGUGGCUUCCCAGGACAGCUGUGCAGAAAACCAAAGUUGGGUCAGAGGUAUUUUUACUGACUGCAUGUGAUGGAAAGUUUUACAUAGUGAGCCGGAAUGGUCGCAUUGAGAAAACUGUGGAGGCUCACCGUGGGGCUGUGCUGGCAGGGCAAUGGAGCCAUGAUGGGGCCGGACUUGUCACUGCUGGUGAGGAUGGGUUAGUGAAGAUCUGGUCCCGCAGUGGCAUGCUGAGGUCUACACUGGUCCAGGUGUCUGUGCCGGUGUAUGGGGCAGCCUGGGCCCCUGAUUCUGAUGGGGUACUGUAUACCACAGGCACCAACCUCAUCAUCAAGCCACUCGCCCCCAACUCAAAGCCUAUACAGUGGAAGGCACAUGAUGGGGUGAUCCUGAAGGUGGCAUGGAACCCCAACACUGGCCUCAUCCUGUCAGGUGGCGAGGACACCAAAUACCGUGUGUGGGACAACUUUGGCCGCCAGCUGUACACCUCCAGCCCACACCACCACCCCAUCACCUCCCUUGCUUGGUCCCCCGAUGGCCAGCUUUUUGCGGUGGGGUCCUUCAACACCCUCAGACUUUGUGACAAGGCUGGCUGGUGUCACUCCCUGGAGAAGCCCAGCACUGGCAGCAUCUUCAAUAUUGCCUGGUCGAGUGAUGGGACCCAAUUUGCUGGGGCGUGUGGCAACGGGCAAGUCAUAUUCUCCCAUAUCAUUGAGAAACACCUAGAAUGGAAAAAUUAUGAGGCCACAGUGACCAGCCGGAAGAGCAUUGCCCUACGUGACGUGACCAACGAGGCCUGGGAGAAACUGGAGAUGAGGGACCGCAUCAUCAACGUGUCUUUGUCCUACGGCUACAUGGUCAUCAUCACCUCCUCCCAGGGCUACAUCUACUCCACACGGAACUGGAACACACCAUUCAUCUUCGAUCUCAAAGAGUCCAACGUGAGCCUUAUCAUGCAAGCCGAACGCCACUUCCUGGUGGUGGACGGGGCUAAUGUUUAUGUCUACUCCUAUGACGGCCGGGUGCUGUGUGCACCACGCUGGCCAGGCAUGCGGACAGAUGUGCUCAACAGCCGCACUGUCUCGCUCUCCAAUGACACGCUGGCCAUCAGGGACAAGAGUGACGAGAAGGUGGUGCAUCUGUUUGACGCCACCACAGGCAAGGGCCUCAAUGAUGGCAAGGCUUGGUCCCACAAGCUGGAGAUAGUGGAGGUGGCCCUGGACAAAGUUGGGACAGCUCACGAAAGGCGUAUGGCCAUUGUGGAUCGAAACCGUGACCUCCUACUGGUGACCCUGCAGCGUGUGGGCACCAUGAGCCGGGCGGUAAAGCUUGGCGGCAUGGUGCAGUCCCUGUGCUGGAAUGAUGGGGCAAAUAUGCUAGCAGCACUGCAGGACUCCAAGUUUACUGUCUGGUUCUAUCCUGCUGUGGUUUUUGUGGACCGUGACAUGCUGCAGGCCACCGCCAUGGAGCGUGAUGCAGUGGAGUAUGGCAAGAAUGCGGUGGUUGACAGUUUCCUGGACUCUGUGGUGACUGUGAGGCGGGCAGAUGGUAGCCUGGUCACUACAAGCAUCACCCCAUAUCCUGCACUGCUCCACAACUACGUGACUGCCAAGCGCUGGGAUGAUGCAGUGAGGCUGGCCAGGUUUGUGAAGGAUGAUAUUGUUUGGGCCUGUCUGGCAGCCAUGGCCACUGCUCACAAGGAACUCAUCACUGCUGAGGUGGCAUAUGCUGCGAUAAACCAGGCUGAGAAGGUGCAGUACAUUCGCUACAUCAAGGAAAUACCCAUCAAGGAAGUACGAGUAGCUGAGAUGGCCAUGCUGGGAGGCCACAUAGGAGAUGCUGAGGCUACUUUAGUUCAGUCUGGCCUUCACUUCAGGGCCAUAAUGCUGAAUCUCAUGACAUACAACUUUGAGCGAGCACUGCAGCUGGCCAUCAGACACAAGACUCAUGUGGAUACAGUAGUUGCAUACAGGAAGAGGUACCUGGCUCGCUUCAAUAAGCCAGAAACCAGCAAAAUUUUCCAGCAGUACGAAAAGCAGGUGAAUAUAGACUGGAAGACAAUUAAUGAGAAGAUUGCAAUGGAGUACCAGAGGGAGAGGGAGAAGCCAACAUCUCCACAAGCUAACUUAUGAAUGGUGAGGAAUGCUGUCAGGAAGGGCAUCUAGCUUUAAAACUGUCUGCCAAAGCCACAAAUGGAAUGAGCCAAAAUAUGGAUGGUGAUAGUAGUAGGUCGUCCUCCAUAAACGACGCACAGAUACAUUGCCCUAUCUCUGUGGCUGGACAAGGGCUAUUGCACCAGGAGUAGGUGCUGGUAAAGAAGAUAACUCACAGUGGGGUUAGAGCAUGUCAGCUUAAUAUUGGGUCAAUGAUAGGUAGAGAACUGUCUGACCUUAUGAGAAUGAAGACAGGAGGUGUUUUAUGUGAGCAAGAAACACAAUGGAAAGGAAAUAGAGGAAAAGAACUAGGUGAUGGAUAGGGAGGUAGUGGUGUUGCAGAUAAGUUGGUGAGUGUGGGAUUGGGCAGACGUCCAUGCAUAGAUACGAAUCCCACCACAAGCUGUCAUGAAACUUUGUCAUGUGUCGAGUGGUUUAAAGUUACCUACAUGUCACCAUGAUACCUAGGUUCUAGGUUCAAGUGUAAUUGUCUUACACCAAAGAUGUGCUUGGGUGGUGAUAUGGGCCUUGAUAUGGGUAUCACUAUAAAUAAAAAUGCCUGUGCCACUAAUGGGUGGAAGCUGGACAGCACCUCCCAUACUCUUCAAGUUUACCUACAAGUGCUUUAGGCUAUAACAUUAAAAAAAAAAAAAAAAAAAAAAAAAAGCUUUAUUACAGUGGAGCAAAUGAACAAGGUAGCAAUAGAGUUGGCAUAAUCUUGUCAAUGACAUCUUGUGGGUGUGUUUGGCAGCCAUAGCCACUGCUCACAAGGACUGAAUGGACUUGAUGGAGAUUAAAUAAAGAGAGUACAUAGACAGGUAUAAGUACUUAGGAUCCAUAGUCAGUGCCAAUGGAAGUAUGGAAGAAGUGAAACAUUGGAUACAGACAGGGUGGAGCAACUGAAGAGGUGCCUUGGGAGUCCUGUGUGACAAGAGGACACCAAUGAAAUUGAAAUUAAAAUUCCACAAGACAUUGUUAAGAGCAGCAAUGCUAUAUGGAACAGAAAUAGCAAGCAUGAGGAAGGCUAAGAGCAAUGCUAUAUGGAACAGAAAUAGCAAGCAUGAGGAAGACUAGGAAGAUGAUGAAUGUUGCAGAAAUGAGAAUCUUAGCUGGAUGUCUGGAGU
Messenger RNA from Portunus trituberculatus (swimming crab), 3609 nucleotides. RefSeq names its product intraflagellar transport protein 80 homolog (gene Oseg5). Bases 149 to 2464 code for a protein of 771 amino acids. Gene Ontology annotation, biological process: cilium assembly. Gene Ontology annotation, molecular function: protein binding. The record is from RefSeq and is a predicted model, not a curated record. Gene Ontology annotation, cellular component: intraciliary transport particle B; cilium; centrosome. The transcript is spliced from 7 exons. NCBI's taxonomy places the organism in Eukaryota, Metazoa, Arthropoda, Malacostraca, Decapoda, Portunidae.